Molecule: messenger RNA, 127 nt
Organism: Acaulospora colombiana
Lineage: Eukaryota; Fungi; Glomeromycota; Glomeromycetes; Diversisporales; Acaulosporaceae
Source: the annotation of a GenBank genome assembly
CGGGGGUCCAACCAAAAAAGAGAUCAUGCAACUGGAACGACGAUUUCAGCGAGAUGGAGAAGUAGCUAUUAUUCUCAAGACCUUCGAGCAUCUAGAACUCGAUAAACUUUUCCUUGUAAGCAUAUGA